Drosophila subobscura is the source of this 782-nucleotide messenger RNA. Its product is annotated as S-antigen protein-like. The transcript is spliced from 2 exons. The coding region runs from base 55 to 693 and encodes 212 amino acids. NCBI's taxonomy places the organism in Eukaryota, Metazoa, Arthropoda, Insecta, Diptera, Drosophilidae. The record is from RefSeq and is a predicted model, not a curated record.
GUCAGUUGGAGUUGUCUCUCCACUAAAACAAACUGAUCGCAAGCCGAUAGCAAAAUGCGCACAUUCAUUCUAGUCGCUCUCUUCGCCGUGGUCUCUCUGGCCGCCGCUCAAGGACCUGGUCGUGGAGGUCCAGGAGGACCUGGUGGCGGUCCUGGUGGUCGUGGAGGUCCUGGCGGACCGGGUGGUCGUGGAGGUCCUGGAGGUUCCGGUGGUCCUCAAGGCCCCGGUGGUCGCCCAGGAGGUCCUGGUGGUCCGCCUAGAGGCCCCGGAGGUGCUGGUGGUCCUCCCAGAGGCCCCGGAGGUCCCGGUGGUCAUGGCGGUCCCGGUGGUCAUGGCGGUCCUGGUGGUCCAUGGGGUCCAGGCGGUCCAUGGGGGCCACCACGCAACUGCAGCACGACCACAGAGGCAAGCUCCGACAGCACAGACGCGCCCAGCACAGAAGCCUCCAGCACAGACGCGCCCAGUACAGAGGAAAGCACAGACGCCUCCAGCACAGAGGCCUCCAGCACAGACGCCGCCAGCACAGACGCCUCCAGCACCGACGCCGCCAGCACAGACGCCGCCAGCACAGACGCCGCCAGCACAGAGGGAAGCACAGAGGCCUCCAGCACAGAGGGAAGCUCUGCCAGCACAGAGGCGUCCAGCACAGACGAGUCCACCUCAACCGAGGCCAGCGGCUCGGGAUCCGAUUAGCCUGCUUCAGAUCUGGCUUACAUUUCUGCUGCUGGGGGGGCGUGCGGGAAGCCAGUAAAUAAAUAAAUAUAUGUAUGGCUUGACGAGAA